AGUCACACUUCAGAAAUAUCCUCCUACACCUCAACUGAAAUCUAACCUCCUGAAAUCAUGUGUUGCAACUACUACAGAAACUGCUGUGGGGGCUGUGGAUAUGGCUCUGGCUGGAGUUCCGGCUGUGGAUAUGGUUGUGGCUAUGGCUGUGGAUACGGCUCUGGCUGUAGAUAUGGCUCUGGCUAUGGAACUGGCUGUGGCUAUGGCUGUGGAUACGGCUCUGGCUGUGGAUAUGGCUGUGGAUACAGCUCUAGCUGCUGUGGCUACCGACCACUUUGCUACAGAAGAUGCUAUUCCUCUUGCUACUAAUCAUCACUACAGGUCAUCCUUGGCUUUGCAAUGACCUCUCCAAGAUCAAGUUCAAUUGAAAUCUCCCCUACCCAUUAUCUUCACAUCUAAGUAAAGGUUGACUAUGGUCACCUGACUAUCUGAAUGCAUAUAAGAGAAGCUGUUGGCAGUGGAUGGA
This is a messenger RNA of Homo sapiens (human), 466 nucleotides long. It is a transcript of the gene KRTAP21-2, whose product is annotated as keratin associated protein 21-2. NCBI's taxonomy places the organism in Eukaryota, Metazoa, Chordata, Mammalia, Primates, Hominidae. The record is from RefSeq and is marked validated. Gene Ontology annotation, cellular component: cytosol. The transcript has a single exon. The coding region runs from base 58 to 309 and encodes 83 amino acids.